Messenger RNA from Pongo pygmaeus (Bornean orangutan), 3141 nucleotides. RefSeq names its product UTP25 small subunit processome component (gene UTP25). The record is from RefSeq and is a predicted model, not a curated record. Gene Ontology annotation, biological process: maturation of SSU-rRNA from tricistronic rRNA transcript (SSU-rRNA, 5.8S rRNA, LSU-rRNA). The transcript has 12 exons. Gene Ontology annotation, cellular component: nucleolus; small-subunit processome. NCBI's taxonomy places the organism in Eukaryota, Metazoa, Chordata, Mammalia, Primates, Hominidae. Bases 108 to 2375 code for a protein of 755 amino acids. Gene Ontology annotation, molecular function: U3 snoRNA binding; rRNA binding.
GCUUUCGCCGUAAAGCGCCGCCAGCGAGCCCACGUGCUUGUGUUGACUGGACAACUUCCUGGUGAAAAACGCGACUCUUGCAAGUGGGGAAACUUGACGUUUUCGCUAUGGGCAAACGCGGGAGCCGGAGCCAGAGCCAGCUACUCAACACCCUAACUAAAAAGCAGAAGAAACAUCUUCGAGAUUUCGGCGAGGAGCAUCCCUUCUAUGACAGGGUUUCCAGAAAGGAAGCAAAACCACAGAUUUGUCAACUGUCAGAGAGUUCAGAUUCUUCAGAUUCUGAAAGUGAAUCAGAGAGUGAACCAGAACAAGUUUCUGGCUACCACAAACUACUUGCUACAUUAAAGAAUGUUUCUGAUGAAGAAGAGGAAGAUGAGGAGGAAGAGGAAGAAGACAGUAUUGUAGAUGAUGCAGAAAUGAACGAUGAAGAUGGUGGUAGCGAUGUCAGUGUGGAAGAAGAGAUGGCUGCAGAGUCUACUGAAAGUCCAGAGAAUGUAGCUUUAUCUGCUGACCCUGAGGGAAAAGAAGAUGGGGAAGGGCCACCGGGCACAUCACAAGCAUCCCCCGAAGAGUUCACAGAUGCAAAACACGAGUCACUGUUCAGCCUGGCAACCAAUUUUCUGGAAGAGGAAAGUGGAGACAACUCUUCUUUGAAAGCAUCUCAAGAUCCAUUUCUUCAACAUGUGAACAAAGAACUGAAGGAAAAAGAAAUUCAGGCUGUUGCCACAAAUCCCCAAACUACCCACGAGCUUAAAUGGCCUAUUCUGGGCCAGCUUGUCUUUUCCUCUAAGUUUCAGAAGUUGGAAACGUGUAAACCCCCAAAGGAUAUUGACUUAAAGUCACUUCAUCUCCAGAAGCCUCUGGAAUCCACCUGGACUAAGACCAACAGCCAGUUCCUAUCUGGUCCCCAAAAAUCAAGCAGCCCAUUCACCCCCCUCCAGAAAGAACUCUUCUUAAUUAUGAAUUCUUACCGGGACCUGUUCUACCCAAAAAGGACUGCUCUGAAGAACGGGGAAGAGAUCCGCCAUGUGUAUUGCCUGCAUGUGAUAAAUCACAUCCUGAAAGCCAAUGCCCAGGUGCUUGGCAACAAUAGCAGACGCCGAAGCCAGAAGUUUGGAGUGGGUGAUGAUGAUGACUUCAGAGACCAAGGGUUAACAAGGCCCAAGGUACUGAUAGUGGUGCCAUUCCGGGAAGCUGCUUUGCGGGUGGUGCAGCUCUUCAUCAGCCUCCUUGAGGGUGACAGCAAGAAGAAAAUCAUUGUGAGCAACAAAAAGAGGUUUCAGGGAGAAUAUGGAUCAGAUCCCGAGGAGAGACCACCCAACUUGAAGAGGCCUGAGGAUUAUGAAGCCGUAUUUGUGGGCAAUAUUGACGACCACUUCAGGAUUGGAGUGGCAAUACUUCAGAGAAGCAUCCGACUCUAUGCCCCAUUUUACUCUUCGGAUAUCCUCAUUGCUUCCCCCCUGGGCUUGAGGACCAUCAUUGGUGGAGAAGGAGAGAAGAAGAGAGAUUUUGACUUUCUGUCUUCUAUUGAGCUUCUCAUCAUUGAUCAAGCUGACAUUUACCUGAUGCAGAACUGGGAGCAUGUCCUGCAUUUGAUGAAUCACAUGAACCUACUACCCCUGGACUCACAUGGGGUAGACUUUUCUCGAGUGCGGAUGUGGAGCCUCAAUAAUUGGUCCAAAUACUAUCGCCAGACACUGCUAUUUGGGGCCCUUCAGGAUGCCCAGAUCAACUCAGUGUUCAACAAGUACUGCGUCAACAUGCAAGGCCAGGUGGCCGUGAGGAAUGUCCCAAUGACAGGCUCUAUCAGUCAUGUCCUGGUGCAGCUCCCACAUGUCUUCCAGAGGAUGGAAGCUGAAAACCUAGCUUCAGUGAUUGAUGCCAGGUUUAACUUUUUUGUGAACAAGAUUUUGCCGCAGUAUCGUGAUGCAGUCAUGUCUCACACGCUCAUCUAUAUCCCCUCCUACUUUGACUUCGUGCGUCUUCGAAAUUACUUCAAGAAGGAGGAACUGAAUUUUACCCACAUCUGCGAGUACACGCAGAAGUCUGGUGUCUCCAGGGCCAGGCACUUCUUCCUUCAAGGAGAGAAACAGUUUCUACUUUUCACAGAGCGCUUCCAUUUCUACAAAAGGUAUACAAUAAAAGGCAUCAGGAACCUGAUUUUCUAUGAACUGCCGACAUAUCCACACUUUUACAGUGAAAUCUGUAAUAUGCUGAGAGCCACCAAUAGAGGAGAAGAGGCCACGUGGACCUGCACUGUUCUCUACUCCAAGUAUGAUGCCCAGAGGUUAGCUGCCGUGGUUGGUGUGGAGCGGGCAGCACAGAUGCUACAGUCCAAGAAGAAUGUCCACCUCUUCAUUACUGGAGAAAAAUGAAAUUUUGUUGGGCAGAAAGUGGUAUUUGGCAUGAUACAUAAUGUUUGAUUCUAUGCCAUUUGGACCCAAUUCUGAUUACUUACAGAAGGAUUGCUAGAAAGCGCAUAGGCAAUGUCAGUAUUAUCUGACAUCUUUCUUUUCAGGUCAUGUGUCCCUGAAAAGUUAAAUGUAAACCAGAUUUUGGUAAAUCACAUCUUUCAGAAGUGAAGAGGGGGCUAGAAGGACUCUGAGAAGUUGGUAGAAGAAAACUCCCACUGGUGAAUAUUUUUGUGAGACAUAAAUUCUUUUAUUACGAUUUACCUCUAAUUUAUUACACUUAGUAAAUUCUUCCAGAUUUUUCUAUUUGUUUGACACUUUCUUAAAGUAAGGAAUACACAUUGCUUGCGAGAACUGGUUAUGAGACAUUGGAAUACUUCUUGCUGCUACACGUCAUCUUAAUUUUGGAUGACAUGGGUUUUGUAAAACUUAUUUUGCCCCAGCCAAACUUUUUUGAAACCUUGAAUAGUCUACCUUAAUUCAGUCUAGAAGAGUACAUUGAUUCACUGAUCUUUUUUUAUUUUCAUAAUAGUAAAUGUUUUAGUUUUGUUCAAAUAUAUGCUUAAAAUCACGUCAUUUAAAAAACAUAUCAACUCUGUCUCAAGAAGUAAUUUUGUUGAAACUCCAUGUUAAAAUAUCCAUCUUCAACAGUAGUGUCUUCAUAAUAACUAGUCAUUUUUUGAGUCAUAAAUAGAUGCAAAUAAAAAGGAAAUUAUACUUUAAAAAAAAA